Messenger RNA from Quercus robur (English oak), 6344 nucleotides. Its product is annotated as pentatricopeptide repeat-containing protein At3g04760, chloroplastic. Gene Ontology annotation, molecular function: protein binding. Bases 327 to 2822 code for a protein of 831 amino acids. The transcript is spliced from 2 exons. The record is from RefSeq and is a predicted model, not a curated record. NCBI's taxonomy places the organism in Eukaryota, Viridiplantae, Streptophyta, Magnoliopsida, Fagales, Fagaceae.
UUUUUCAGCCUAUCUCAUCACUUCUCUCUUAUACCAGACCAGGCCAGACCAGACCAGACCGAUCCUCUCACCUCUCACCUCUCUCUCCUCCCAAACCUCCCUCUCAGCCGCCGCUGCUGCUUCUUCUUCUAUCCAACACAAACGCUGUCGUCGGUCUAGCCUCAUUGCUAUAAACUGUGACGUUUUGAGCUCUGUUCUGUUUGUCUUUGUUCGGUUUGAGAAGCAGCAGGAAGCAUUGAUAAGAAGGAAGCUCCCAGGCAAACCCCACUUUGCUCCCUUUCUUACUUCUUUACAUUUGUUACUUUCAGAUUCCAAACUAUACUGCCAUGUUAUAUAACUUCAAUUCCUACUUUAGAAUUCGAAAACCUCAUAAGUUUAUUGCUUUCUUACAUUUUCAUACAUGUGUUUGUGGCAAUAGUGGUCAGUUUAAUGGGCAAGAGGUUAGCUAUUAUUUCCUUGAAAACCCAUUAGCUUGUAUUGGACUUGUUGCAUAUUAUUCUUCAUUUUUAUCAAGAACCUCUUUUGCUAGUAGUAGAGGUCAACCUGCUGGGAAAGGUGAAAUUGAUGAGACUGAUGAUGGGUAUGGCAGAUUUAGGCAAAUGGGUUCCUGGGAUAAUGGGGACCAGCAAGACUCUAGCUUUGAUAAAUUUGAUGAGGCUAAAGAGUUUGAGGAUGAUGAUGACGACAAAGAAGUAGGAGAGGAUGGUGAUGAUGAUGAUGAUGAUGAUGAUUUUAUGGUUUUGAAUUCAUUUAAUAGAAAUGGUGAACAAAGGGAAGGUAUUGGAAGAGUUGAGUUGGAUGAGGAUGAAUUAAGACACCCUUUGGUGAGAGAGAUUUGUAGGUUGAUUGAACUUAGGUCAGCUUGGAAUCCAAAGCUUGAAGGGGAAUUAAGGCACUUACUAAGAAGCCUUAAACCUCGCCAAGUUUGUGCUGUUCUGCGCUCUCAGGCAGAUGAACGGGUUGCUUUGAAAUUAUUCUAUUGGGCUGAUCGGCAGUGGCGGUACAGACAUGACCCAAUUGUUUACUAUACAAUGCUGGAGGUCCUUAGUAAGACUAAAUUGUGUCAGGGUGCUAGGCGGGUUCUUCGGCUCAUGGCCCGCAGGGGUAUUGUGCGCCGGCCUGAAGCAUUUGGUUAUGUGAUGGUGUCGUAUGGUCGGGCAGGCAAGUUGAGGAAUGCAAUGCAAGUUUUGACUUUGAUGCAAAGAGCAGGAGUUGAUCCUGAUUUGUCAAUAUGUAACACUGCAAUCAAUGUUUUGGUGAAGGGGAAUAAACUGGAAAAGGCAUUGAGAUUCUUGGCCCGAAUGCAACUUGUUGAAAUCACACCUAAUGUUGUCACUUAUAAUAGCUUGAUCAAGGGGUAUUGUGACUUGCAUCGUAUAGAUGAUGCUAUUGAGCUAAUCGCUGAAAUGCCUCUGAAGGGAUGCUACCCAGAUAAGGUUAGCUACUAUACAGUGAUGGGUUUUCUCUGUAAAGAGAAAAGGGUUAAAGAAGUGAGAGAAUUGAUGGAUAAGAUGGUGAAGGAUAGUAAAUUGAUACCAGACCAGGUUACCUACAAUAUUCUUAUCCACGUGCUCUCCAAGCAUGGUCAUGGAGAUGAGGCUUUGAAGUUUUUGAGGGAAGCAGAGGAGAGGGGUUUUCGUGUUGAUAAGGUUGGGUAUAGUGCAAUAGUUCAUUCAUUUUGCAAGGCUGGAAGGAUUGACAUUGCUAAAGAAUUAGUAAAUGAAAUGUUCAGAAAGGGUUGCUUUCCUGAUGUUGUGACUUACACUGCUGUUCUUAAUGGGUUUUGCCUGGUAGGAAAGGUGGACAAAGCUAAAGAGAUGCUUAAGCAGAUGUACAAGAAUGGCUGCAAACCAAACACUGUAUCAUAUACGGCCUUGUUACAUGGGCUUUGUCGGAGUGGAAAGUCAUCAGAAGCUAGAGAGAUGAUGAACGUGAGUGAAGAAGAAUGGUGGACCCCAAAUGCCAUCACUUAUGGUGUUGUGAUGCAUGGUCUACGUAGGGAAGGGAAGUUGUCCGAGGCCUGUGAUAUUGUAAGGGAGAUGAUUAGAAAAAGCUUUUUCCCAACCCCAGUUGAAAUUAACUUACUGAUUCAGUCUCUUUGCAGAGAAGGAAAAAUGGACGAGGCUAAAAAGUUCAUGCAGGAGUGUCUGAAUAAGGGAUGUGCUGUUAAUGUAGUAAACUUCACCACUUUAAUUCAUGGAUACUGUCAGAAGGAUGAUUUGGAAGCUGCUCUAUCAUUGCUUGAUGACAUGUAUCUUAACAACAAGCACCCCGAUGUAGUCACAUACACUACAGUGAUAGAUGCAUUGGGGAAGAAAGGUAGAAUAGAAGAAGCAACUGAAUUUACAAUGAAGAUGCUGAAGAAGGGUUUGGAUCCUACUCCUGUUACAUACAGGACAGUUAUCCACAGGUAUUGUCAGAUGGGUAGGGUGGAAGAUUUGUUGAAACUAUUGGAGAAAAUGCUCUCAAGACAUUCAUGCAGAACAGUGUAUAAUCAAGUUAUUGAAAAGCUUUGUAGUUUUGGAAAUCUUGAGGAGGCGGAUAAACUCUUAGGUAAGGUGUUGAGAACAGCUUCAAGAAUUGACGCUAAAACAUGUCACAUACUUAUGGAGAGUUAUUUGAGGAAAGGGAUUCCUUUGUCAGCAUAUAAAGUGGCCUGUCGCAUGUUCAACCGGAAUCUGAUUCCUGAAUUGAAGUUAUGCGAGAAGGUGAGUAAAAGACUGAUGCUAGAAGGUAAAUGUGAGGAGGCAGAUAGGCUUAUGAUACGUUUUGUUGAGCGUGGACACAUUUCACCUCAGUGUCAAGAGCAUUUGGGAACAUAGUGGGUGUUAUUCUUGCUACAAGAGUGAUGGAUAUCCAUCUGACUAUUUCAUCAUCAUUAUGUGCUACCAUUGUUAAGUGCUUUAUCAGUGUAAGUCCCCGUUAUUCCAUAAUCAUUUAUUAAAGAGCGAAAUGCGAAAAAGAUCUCAUGCAGUCUGGGCCUAUUUCAAUGACACCGCUGUACUUACAACCAUCAAUUUAGAGUAACUAAUGAACUAAUGAAGUUUGAGAAAUGAUGAAAUUGCUCCCUCUGUUGCACUUCUAUCUAUUGUGAUGGAUGGGAAGUGAUGCACACAAUUGCUUUAUUAUAAAAAAUUUAUUUUAAAAUAAAAUUAAUAAAAGUUUUAAUUGUAGUAAGAUGGUGAGAAAUUUUUCUGAUUGAUAAACUUUUGUUUUUUGUAAUCAAUGUUUUUGGCAAGGUUCAAUUGUGGCAGGAUUCAAAAUUUUAUUAUUUGUUCUCAUUAAUUAAACAUAUGUUUACCUUUUUUUUUAUUUGUAGAAAAAUAAUUUUAAGAUGAAUUAUAUUAAAAUUUAAAAUAAAUUAUGUUUUAAUUUAUUCAAAAAUCCAUCCAUCACAGUUGAUGCAAGUGUGACAGACGGAGCAGUUAUCAUCAUUCCUCAAACCACAUGAGUUAAUAACAUUAAGUUGAUAGUACAUGGGUGUAUAUGAAACUGACCCAAACCACAUGGUUUUUUUUUUUUUUUUUUUUUUUUUUUUUUUUUUGCAUUUUUUCAUUUUUCCCUUGAUUUAAUUAAGUAGAAUCAUAUUUUGUGGUUGUCCUCCUGAGGUCACUGAUGUGGUCUUUUUACAUAUAACAAGUUAUUCUUAUGUUUUGUCAGUUUUUACUCUAAAGAGGUUCAGAGAACUAAAUUUAUACGUUAGCUCCCCAGUUUGAAUUUUAAUAUUUGUUUUUUUGUUUUUUUGUUUUUGUGUAACUGUUUAGUGGAUGUUUUGACCUGUUAUACUAAAAUUUAUUGAUGAUUAUUCUGGUUCGUGUCAUUGUUUGUCGUCCUCUACAUGUACUUGCAGUUUUUAAAUGAAAAGUUUCCCUGCAGUCCUGCUCAUAGUCCUCUAAGUAUUGUAAAAACAGAUGUAUCAUGUAUGCAGUUAUUCUUCUUGUUAAACUGUCCAUGAGUUUCUGUAUUUUUAUUUUAAAGUUUUUGCCCUUUGACUGAAGGAUGAUAACUUAUUAUGUUGUUCAUCACUUGAUAAUAGUCCUCUAUGUACUGAGGAAUAUUUUUAGAAGAACUAAAUUAUAUUUCGCAAAACAAAUAGAAUAUGCAAAUUAUAUGUCAAACUAAGAACAAAUUACAUCCACUCCUUUUGUGGAUAAUGUCUUUGCUCAUUUCAUCAUCUGAAUUAAGGUCAAUCACAACAAUUUUUGUUUUGAUAGGUCAAGGUUAGUUGUGGCCAUGCCAAGUGUGAAAGUGAUUGUGCUUGCCACGAUGUCCCUAGGGUGUAUCUAUGGCUGGAACUUCUUCCCCAAAGUUCGUAUAGUUAAAAAAGGGAAUUAGAAGGAACUUGCCAUAAAAUAAUAUGACAAAGGAGCAGUGCAUUUUGCUUCCCUUUCCUUGCAUAAAUAGUGUCAUCAUAAAAAAAGAAUUAUUAGAAGCAUAAAUUGUAAUAUAAAGGUUAUAUAUGAUAUAAUCAUCAUGAUCAUUACCUUUUCAAGAUGGUUUUUGUUGACUUAGAGAAAACAUAUAAUAGAUAUAUAAAGAGGUUAUGUGGUUGGUUUUGGAGAAAAGGGGCUCCUUUAAAGUAUAUUAAGAUGAUUAAGGAUAUGUAUGAAGGAGAUGUAAUUAAGGAUCAACUAAACACAUCUUUUUGCAAAAAUUAUUGAUGAACUUAUUAUACCAAUCGAGAUGAAGUCCAUAUGCUUCUUUUGGAGGAUAUAAUUUUAGUAGAUGAUAUAGAAUGUAAAGGCUUUAUGUUACAUAGGUCUAAAACACAGUAUAUGGAGUGUAUGUUUAGUAAAAGGUGAAAUAAAAUUGGAGUUGUAAAACUUGAUGGUCGAGAGAUAUGAAAAAGUGAGUAUUUUUGAUAUCCUGAAUCACUAAUUCAUAAGGAUUGAGAGAUCAAAGAGGGUGUAAAUCAUAAGAUAAGAGUAUGGUAGAUGAAGGGGAGAAAUGCAUCAAGAAUAAAGUGUGAUUGUAGAAAAAAAUUUACAAGAUUACUAUUAAGACUAGUAGUAAUACAUGGUACUAAAUGCUGGACUAUUAUGAAACAUGUUCAUAAAAUAAGUGUAAUUGAAAUAAGAAUGUUAAGAUGGAUAAAUGGAAAUAUAAGGAAAGAUAAGAUACAAAAUGAAGAAUUCGUUUAAAGUAUAGAGGCGACUUCAUAUUGAUGAAAAGAUGAGGGAGAGUUCUUGAGAUGGUUUGAUCAUGUGCAAAGAAGAGCGAUUAAUGUACUAGUGAGGAAGAGUUAUUUGAUCCAAUAGUAGUAAUGAUAUGUUAAUUAAGUAGGUGAUAGUGGGUAUGAUGUUGGAUAGAAUAGAAUGGUUAAGAUAGAGAGAAGAAUACAUGUGGUCCCCGAUUAGUCUGUUGUGGAUCCAUAACCAACUCACAAGUUUUGGGACUAAGACUUUGUUGUUGUUACUGUUGCUAAAAUAGAAUUCACACAGUUUUUACUUAAAUGAUACACAAAAAUAUUAUCUUAAAAAUUAAGAAACAUCUACCAGGAAUAGAACCACUGUAGUCUUCCAUUGAUGUUUUUGAGAAGGGAGGUAGUGGUAGUCUACUUACAGUAGGGCAAUACUUCAUUUUUUUGGGGGGUAUAUAUGACUCUUCAGGUCUGAAGAAUCUUAAAAAACUCCUCAGGUCCGAAGAAUUAACUAUAAUAAUUUGAAAAGCAAGUAAUCAUGCUUUCAUAAAUGAUUUCUUGACUUGGUAAAAGACGGAGAAAAAAGACACUCCAGCUGCAGAAAUCUUAAACUUUGAUUAUGUCUGCAGUGUGAUGCUUAUUAAUGAAACCAUCUUUUCUCCAAAUAUCCCUUUUGUUGCUGCUAUUUUCUUCAACAUUACACAAAAUCUGAUUUUAAAUUACUUAAGGUUAUGCAGGUGCAGAAUGAGAGAAACUGUAUUUUUAAAGUUUGACCUCCAUAAUCAAGCAUUUAAGAGUACCUUUGUGGCACAGAUCUCUUUAGGCCAUCUUUGGCUGUGAUAGGCUUGUAUAACACAUUCAAGAAGCAUCGAAAGCUCAGUAAUUUCAGGGCAAUCUUCAAUUUGUAAGUUAGCCAGGAGUACAACUAAGGUUCCUCUAGGUGUUCCAAGAGGUGUUUGUUUGUUAAACUUAAGUAGAUAUCAAAAUGAUUCCUGUGAAUGUUUGUUCAAAUGUUAAUAAUUAUGACGAAAUCUAACACAUUAAUUUAACACUGAACGAUAAACUUCUAGGGUGGGCUGUACUUUAAAAACUAAUGUAACUUUAAAUAUUUCAAUCCACCAUAAACUCUUAGAAGGUAAAGAGCAGGUGGCAUGUAAAUUUGGCCCAAAAUAUUUGCAAUCUUUCUUGCUAGUCAUUGGUGGAA